UCAGAAGCAGGGGAGGCUGGACUAUAAAAGCUCUGCUCCGGCUCCGCUCAGACACAGACAAUCUUGCUCCCUACUGAGCUUCACUAAACGGAUAUUUAACCACCACCCGACCAAGACACCACCCCUACCAGGUCCAACCUGCUUCUAAAUGAUGUGUAAAGGACUAGCAUCUCUGCCUACCUGCUGCUUGGAAAGGGCCAAGGAGCUGAAAGCAAGGCUGGGAAGCAUUUUGCAGAAAUCCAACUGGAAUCUAUCCUGCUGCAAAAUGGGGCAAAAUAAUAAGCCAAGUCUGGAGGAAUGCAUCAAGUGGAAAGAGUCCUUUGAAAAACUUCUGUCCAGCAAAUAUGGACUGUGUGCCUUCACAGCCUUCCUGGUGUCUGAGUUCAGCGAGGAGAACAUUGCAUUCUACUUUGCCUGUGAAGAUUACAGGACUACCAAGAGUCCUGCCAAACUACCAGCCAAAGCCCAGAAGAUUUACGAUGAAUUCAUCGGCAGUGAUGCUCCCCGGGAGAUUAACAUCGACCACGAAACUCGUGACAUUACCAGAGCCAACAUGCUGGUGCCAUCAACCUCCUGCUUCGACCCAGCCCAGCACAAGAUCUACAUGCUCAUGGCCAAAGACUGCUACCCUCGCUUCCUCCGCUCUCCAGCCUAUAGGGAUCUAGUGUGCCAAGCCAAACCAAGCGCCAAGGCCACCAAGCAGCCCCGGCAGGAGAAGAAGGCGUGAACUCUCUCUGUGAGCCCAUGAAGAAUUGUUAGUGAUUCACCUUAAGGGUUGAGAAGGCAAGAGUGGCAUGGCAUUAGGUGCUGCAUCUUGAAGCUGGACGCAGGUGCGGACACAGAGAUCGUCUCGAGAGCAGCGAUGGAUAAGCGUGCUCUGUACAGUAGACACUGAAGAUUGAAGAGAAAUGGAAAAUAGAGGGAAAGUUUAAGGUUGAUGCCUUAAACGAACUGUGGUGUGAACACAGAGGACAUUUGGACAUGUGAAAGUAUAAGAGACUGAGUGACAAUCAAACAGGAGAAGGGAGGAAAGCACUUUUCUUUGCCAUUAGGCAAACAUUUUUUGGUUGUGAUAUGAAAUAUCUCUUUGUCAAAGUUUUACACUGUAAACAGGCAUGAAAGGUACUUUAUGAUUUUGUAUUUAUUUGUAUUUAUUUGCCUGUAAGAUAUUUGGUGCAUUUUUACCAAAUGCAGACGAAAAAAUGUGCAAUUUAAUUUAUAUUCUAUUUAUAUAAUUGUUGUCUUUUUUACAUAACAGUUAUUAAACUAAAUUAUAUGAAAAAUAAAGUGACAAAAUGAAAUGGUAAAA
Messenger RNA from Epinephelus lanceolatus (giant grouper), 1309 nucleotides. Its product is annotated as regulator of G-protein signaling 5-like. NCBI's taxonomy places the organism in Eukaryota, Metazoa, Chordata, Actinopteri, Perciformes, Serranidae. The record is from RefSeq and is a predicted model, not a curated record.